GGUAGGAAAGACAGGUGGAAUACAAACUGAUUGCCGGCUGUGUUUUCUCGGUAUUUUGUGGCUCUUAAGGGCUUUUUAGGGGGAGUUUAAAGGGAGUUUAAUUCAGCCAUCUGUGGCAGUAAAGUCGCAUCGAGCUGCGGAAAGAUUUAUUCAAUGGAAAGUAGCUAAAGCGUCAAAAGUGAUUCCUCAAGGCAACAUUAGCAGCUCUGCGACUCAUCUCAUCUGUUUGUGUUUAAAGAAAAGCUGUCGUUUUCUGCCCAAAUAGUCUAACUGAUAGUAACUCAAAGUGAGCAGGGUUUUAGUGCGGAAGAAUGAAGGAAAGCCUAUUCAAACAAGUCAACAUAUGUAGGUGGUAAGGGACUGUUCGACGUUUAUGAGAAACGAGGCGGUGGUGCAAAGCGGGGGAAGCUUACGGAAAGUUACGGAUUUUGAUUUGGUUUAGGCUGUUUGAAAUGAUGAUAUCUCCCUCCGUCCUGUUUGCUCGUUGUAUUGGCUCCACACUUGUGUUCUGUGGAAAUAAACUUUUUUUAAGCAGUUUUCACUCAAGGAAAAAUAUAUGUAAUUUAGGGGAUGGUCAAGCUGACACCCUUGCCACCCUAAGUAAGUGAAAUCCAUUUGAUUUCUUAUUAAAAAGAUGUUAUCUCUCAGCCCCCCCCGCUCUUCUCCCCCCUCCUCCAUGUUGCCCAGCAGAGAUGAGCUCGUGCGUGCUGGAUGAGGAGAGCUUCCGCCGCUGCUGUCGGCUCCUCCUGCAGCAGUCGGAGCAGCUGAGGGACGGCUGGAGCUGGGAGGAGGUCCAGGGUUCAGAGGAGGGCUACCUGAGGAAGACUGCUCUGAGGUCAGUGCUUGUUGACUCCAGCGCAGUGUGGGACCAGGAGGGAUCCAGAUCAGAGUCAGAGCAGGUCACUUCCUGUCCCUGCGGGCCUGAUGAGCAGCAGGAGGAAAAGCAGCAGGCUGUUCCUGUCCCCUCUGUGGACACUGACAGUCUCAGAGGGGACAUGGAUGACGAUGGCGAGGAUGACGGGGUGUGUCCGCCCUCUGAAGGCAGCAGCCAGCUGCUUCAGUACGAGUAUCACAUCCUGCACUCCUGCAGCUACGGCACUCCUGUGCUCUAUUUCAGAGCCUUCACACAGGAGGGGAGGAGCCUGUCAUUAGAGGAGGUGUGGAGCUCUGUUCACCCAAACUUCAGGCUGCGGCUUCAGAACAGUCCUCUGAAUACAAUCACUCUGCAGGAGCAUCCCCUGCUGGGUCAGCCUUUCUUUAUGCUCCACCCCUGCAGGACAGAGGAGUUCAUGAGGCCGGUGCUGCAGGCGGCUCAGGACCAGCACAGGCCGGUGAACUACGUGUUGUCGUGGCUCAGUGUGGUGGGUCCUGUGGUUGGCCUGGACAUCCCUCUGCAGUAUUCCAGCCAGCUGUGUCCUGCAGCCUCGCCCUGCAGCCCCAAACCAGACUGAUGCUGGUCCCGCUCUGCUGCAGCCUCUCUGCCAGCAUCACUGUGGAGUCUCAGUCAGCUGAGCAAAGCAGGAAAAAGAAGGAGUCACGUGGGUUCACUCACAUGUUUAACGGCUGACAUACGAGUGACUAACAAGUGACCUGAGAGACUAACUCAGUGUUGACUUUCAGUGACAAAAACACCAGUCUCCUGGAGAAAAGUCCUGUGCUUGUUGGACCCAUCCAUCUCUCCUCUCAGCCAACCAAAGUGGACUUUCACACUCUUUGUACUACAUCUGUUGCUCUGACAUCUAAUAAUGACGCAGAGGAGUUUACACUGGAGUUGGGUAAAAGCCUGGUGUGUCAUAAAGGUGACGCUGGGGACAGCAUGUUGUGAUGUCCUGGGAGUGAGACCGGGCUGUACAGCUGGGAUUUUUAAGAUUUCUCUUGAAGUGAUGACUGAUAUGCUACUUUUAUUCAGUGUUCCAGAUUCAGCACAUAAUGACCUGUUGCUGAAUUAACCCAAAGAAAAUAAACUAAUGUUCAUUA
This is a messenger RNA of Plectropomus leopardus (leopard coralgrouper), 1977 nucleotides long. The record is from RefSeq and is a predicted model, not a curated record. NCBI's taxonomy places the organism in Eukaryota, Metazoa, Chordata, Actinopteri, Perciformes, Serranidae.